Messenger RNA from Toxorhynchites rutilus septentrionalis, 1110 nucleotides. RefSeq lists its product as uncharacterized. NCBI's taxonomy places the organism in Eukaryota, Metazoa, Arthropoda, Insecta, Diptera, Culicidae. The record is from RefSeq and is a predicted model, not a curated record. Bases 1 to 1110 code for a protein of 369 amino acids. Gene Ontology annotation, molecular function: nucleic acid binding. The transcript has a single exon. Gene Ontology annotation, biological process: DNA integration.
AUGAGAGAAGAGUACUGGCCACUACAAGGCCGUAGACUCGCCCGGAGUACUGUCCGUAACUGCUUCCGUUGUACCCGUCUAAACCCUAUACCUCUUGAACAACAAAUUGGCCAGCUGCCUGCCCAGAGAAUAAUGUCAAGUAGACCAUUUAACGUUACCGGAAUAGAUUACGCCGGACCGCUGUACCUGAAACCCAUGCACAGACGCGCUGCCCCUGCAAAGGCUUAUAUAUGCGUCUUUAUAUGCUUCACCACGAAAGCGGUUCACCUUGAACUGGUUGGAGAUUUGUCAACCCAAGCAUUUAUCGGUUGUCUGCGAAGAUUUGUUGCCAGACGCGGUCGCCCGUCUCACUUGCAUUCGGAUAAUGGUAAGAAUUUUGUCGGCGACCAACUAAAGGAAUUGUUCUACUUGCUACAAAAUGCGGAAGAACAACAAAGAAUUAGUUCCGCCUGUGCCGAUGAAAACAUCACCUGGCAUCUUAUUCCCCCUAGGGCGCCGAACUUUGGCGGUUUGUGGGAAGCGGCAGUGAAGGUUGCGAAAAAACACUUAUUUCGCCAACUUGGAUCCACCCGUAUUUCCUUCGAGAAUAUGUGUACGGUGCUCACGCAAAUAGAGUCUCAAAUGAACUCUCGACCGCUAUUGCCGAUGACUGAAGAGCCAGAUGACUUAGCUGCGCUCACUCCUGCUCACUUCCUAAUCGGAACUUCGAUGAAUACACUGCCCGACCCAGAUCUCAGCCACCUACCGAUGAAUAAACUCGAUCAAUACCAAAGUCUCCAACUGCAUACACAAAAGUUUUGGAAACACUGGCAACGAGAAUAUCUUCAAGAACUUCAAAAAGAUACCAAAUGCCGUGGACGUAACAAUCAAAUUAUACCUGGUAAACUAGUUAUACUCAUCGAUGACCUGCAACCUCCAAUUCGCUGGCCUUUGGCUCGCAUAGUGUCAACUCAUCCCGGCUCCGAUGGAAUCACUAGAGUCGUUUCGCUGCAGACCGCAAGAGGACUUAUUACACGACCUGUCUCUAAAAUAUGCCUGCUGCCAUAUGCUAUGGAAACUCCUGUGGCAGAUUCGUUCAACUGCAUCAGCAACAUGGUUUUAGAUAGAUAG